This is a messenger RNA of Nestor notabilis (Kea), 2793 nucleotides long. RefSeq names its product phosphatidylinositol glycan anchor biosynthesis, class G (gene PIGG). Lineage: Eukaryota; Metazoa; Chordata; Aves; Psittaciformes; Psittacidae. Gene Ontology annotation, biological process: GPI anchor biosynthetic process. Gene Ontology annotation, cellular component: endoplasmic reticulum membrane. The record is from RefSeq and is a predicted model, not a curated record.
GUUUCUAACUGGACCAAAAUUCCACCACCACUUUUCAAAAAAGUUGUCAUUGUGCUGAUAGAUGCUUUGAGAGAUGACUUUGUGUUUGGGUCCAAAGGUGAACAGUUCAUGCCGUAUACUAAACAAGUUAUUGAAAAAGGGGCAUCCUACAGUUUCAUUGCUGAAGCGAAGCCACCCACUGUCACUAUGCCUCGAAUUAAGGCUUUGAUGACGGGUAGCAUACCUGGUUUCAUUGAUGUUAUUGUGAAUCUCAACUCUCCAGCUCUGUUGGAUGACAAUCUGAUAUGGCAGGCAAAAACAGCUGGGAAAAGAAUAAUCUUUUAUGGUGAUGAUACUUGGGUUAAAUUGUUUCCAAAGCAUUUUGUGGAAUAUGAUGGAACAACAUCCUUUUUUGUGUCAGACUUUACAGAGGUUGAUGAUAAUGUUACCAGGCAUUUGGAUAAAGUGUUCAAGAGAGAAGACUGGGAUCUCCUAAUACUGCAUUACCUGGGGUUGGACCAUAUUGGACAUGUGACUGGGCCAAACAGCCCAUUAGUUGGAACAAAACUGCGUGAAAUGGAUAACAUCCUGAAGAAGAUUCAUAUUUCUCUUCUUUCGAAGGAAGAAGAAGCCUCUCUGCCCAAUUUGCUAGUUGUUUGUGGGGAUCAUGGGAUGUCUGAAACAGGUAGUCAUGGUGGUUCUUGCAGGAAAAAAAACACACCACUACUGUUUAUCAGCUCUGCUUUUGAAAAGAGAAGUGGUCCUCUAACACAACCUGAAGUUGUGCAACAAACUGAUUUAGCUAGCACUCUGGCAGUAGGUCUUGGUCUACCAAUUUCAAGAAACAGUGUUGGGAACCUUAUAUUGCCAGUUGUGGCAGGCAGGACGAUGAGAGAACAACUGCGUUUUGUGCACUUGAAUGGGUUCCAACUUAGUAGACUGCUGCAAGAGAAUACACCUGCAUAUGAAAAAGAUCCUGGAUAUGAACAUUUUAAGAUAGCAGAAAAGUCCCAUGCCAGUUGGAUCAAACUGUAUUUAGAGGGGAAUAAUUCAGAAAUACUCUUAAAUCUUGGCAAAAAAGUUCUGAAGCAAUAUUUGGAGGCCCUGAAGACUCUGAGUUCUUCACUAAGCAAGCAAGUGGCACAAUAUGACAUGUAUUCGAUGAUGGUUGGGACUGUGAUCAUUAUGGAGGUUCUGCUGCUGCUUUUGCUUAGUAUUCCAAAAGCCCUGAGCAGUCGGGCAGAAUUUGAAGUGCCACUUUCCCCUCCACUAUUCUCCCUGCUGUUUUACUUGGUGUGUCUGAUGCUUUGUGCAAUUCACGUCAUUGUAUGCACAUCGGCAGAAAGUUUAUGCUAUUUCUGCAGUAUGUCCUGGUUCACAGCAGUUGGAGUGAUGAUGCUGAUAUCUGCACUCAUGUGUGGUAUUUUAUCUGCCAUUGCAAAGAUCUUUGAGAAUUCCAGACUUCCAGUGAAGAAUCCAGUUGUGUCCAGUUCCAGCUGGUCAGAAAUCGAUGUGCUGAUUCUGGCUGGAACAGUUGGCCAUGUUUUGAGUUUGGGGGCAAGCAGUUUUGUAGAAGAGGAACAUCAAACCUGGUAUUUUCUUAUCAAUACGCUUUGUUUGGUGCUGUGUCAGGAACUUUGUAGAAACAAUUUUCUUCUGAAAGAGUAUGACCCUCAACAUAGCACCAAUGUAAAACAAAACUUCGGGGAAGCCCCUGAGUACAAGAACAUAGACAUUCCAGCAGCAGAUAAUUCAAAAUUGGGCAAGACCACCUCUUCAGCUGAAUUCAUUAGAGGAUCAAAUAAGUGGAUAAGCUUAGCAAGUCCAUGGAUCAUCCUUAUUUGCUGUCGGCUGCUUCGAUCUUUGAAUCAGACAGGUGUCCAGUGGGCUCAUCAGCCAGACUUUGGACAUUGGCUGACAAGCUCUGAACAUAAAUCUGAAUUGUCCUUCUUGGCUGCAGUAUCCCUACUUAUGCUCUUCUUUCUGGUUCAAAGAAGAUGCUCCCUGGUUUCAAAAAUUGCUAUGGCACUUGGGCUCCUGGGAGUCUACAGUUACCGGGCAGCUAUUGGAAAUGUCAUAUUUCCAUGGCAACAUGGCAGCAAAGAUAUUUCAAAGGGGAUUACUGAAGCUCGUUUUGUUUAUGUCUUUGUUCUUGGCAUAGUCUUCACUGGCACCAAAGAUUUGCUAAAGUCACAGGUUAUUUCUUCAGACUCCAGCGUGAAGAGUACAGGAUUAUGGGAAGUGUAUAGUGGAUUGGUUCUACUAGCAGCCCUUCUAUUUAGACCUCACAAUUUACCAGUCUUGGUGUUUUGUCUGUUGAUUCAGACAAUGAUGACAAAAUACAUCUGGAGACCUUUGAAAUUUGAUGCAGCACAGAUUACUAUCAUGCACUACUGGUUUGGCCAAGCUUUCUUCUAUUUUCAGGGAAAUUCAAAUGGCAUUGCUACUGUGGAUAUUUCAGCAGGUUUUGUGGGACUAGAAAGCUACGUGGAAAUACCAGCUAUCUUCCUUACAGCAUUUGCAACAUAUGCAGGACCUUUGCUUUGGGCCAUUCAUCUGCUGUGUUACUUGAGUUCUGAAGUUAGCAGGAAUUCAGCAGCAGUGGGUCACGGCUGUUUCUGCUAUGCUCUAAUGCGUUCACUUCCAGUUGCCGUAUACAUAGUUUUGGUGACAGGUCUGCGUUACCACCUGUUCAUAUGGAGCGUCUUCUCGCCAAAACUACUUUAUGAGGGAGUGCACGUGUUCAUCACAGCCAUGAUCUGCCUGUUCUUCACAGCCAUGGAUCACAACCACUCUCACAAAGUGGAAGAUUGA